UUCUGAUCAGUGUCAGAUUUCGGGUGGAGGUUCAAUGUUCACUUGGUUCACUUGACAAACACUUAUUUCAGGAAGAACUUUGACUUUGAUUCAUUACCAUGGCGUAUUUUGGAAUAAUUGAUUACAUUGUUGCUAAUCCAGUGGUACCUUUGGCUUUAAUAUUGCUGUACUGCUUUUUUUAUGCAUUGUCAGUGAUGUUUUUUGGAUCCAAAUCCGGUCCAAAUCCAUUUUCUAUUAAAAAUGUCAAGUCACCUAAACCAGUUGUAACAGAUCACAAUCUGCGAAACAAGAUCCUGAAACAAAGAUUCAAAGCUCAGAAGGUUCCAGACAACAUAGACACCAUCAUCAUAGGCAGUGGGAUAGGAGGCAUGUCUACUGCAGUGUUGCUGGGGAGGGCAGGUCACAAGGUCCUUGUUCUAGAACAACAUGACCAGGCUGGCGGAUGCUGUCAUACAUUUGUGGAGAAGGGAUAUGAAUUUGACACAGGUAUUCAUUAUGUUGGAAAGAUGAUGGAGGGAGACAUGACACGCAUUUACAUGGAUCAGUUGACAGAGGGUCAGGUUGUGUGGGAGCCUUUGGGGGAAGUGUUUGAUACGGUCACCAUUGGGCCAAUCGGCAAGGCCAAGUUUUAUCCAAUGAAGAGUGGGUCCUAUGAGAUAUUUGCCAAGAAUUUGGAAGAACAUUUCCCUACAGAAAAAGAUGCCAUUGCCAAGUUCAUUGGCAUUUUGAAGGAAUGUAGGGGUGCUUUUAUGGGCGUCAUCAUCCCCAAGGUGAUCCCCAAGUGGGUGGCCAAGAUUGCAAUCAAGACGGGGAUCUACCAGCUGGUGAUGAACAAAUUUAUGAGGAUCACACGGAAGACUGUACGAGGUGUUUUGGACGAACUGUCACAGAAUGAAGAGUUUAAAGCAGUUGCUUCGUAUAUUUUUGGAGAUAUGGGAGUAGUGCCGAGUGAACUCAGUAUGAUGGGCUAUGGAACAUUGAUAAACCACUACAUUCCCGGCUCAUUCUACCCCCGGGGUGGGACCAGUGAAAUAGCCUUCCAGAUAAUCCAAGUCAUAGAGAAAUAUGGUGGUCGGGUACUGGUUGACGCACCAGUCUCAGAAAUCCUAAUCAGCGAAACUGGCAGAGCUCAUGGUGUUCGGGUGAAAAGAAGUGGCGGGGAUGUAGAUCUGUUUGCUAAAAGGAUAAUAUCAGAUGCUGGUAUACUGAACACGUUCAAGAACCUGCUGCCGAAAGAAGUGGCUGUGAAAUCACCUGUCUAUGGAUUGAUUGGGGAGCCCUUGCAGUCCAGUAUUUCCUUUCUCACUGGCUUCUAUGGGCUGGAUGGAUCCAGUCAAGAACUGGGUCUGCCUUUGGGAAAUGUAUGGUCCUUCUUAAAUGCUGACUUUGAAAAAGAUUUGACAAGUUUUGUUAAGAUGUCAUUAGAUGAGGCUGCAGAGAGUGACAUCCCUCUCAUGUUUACCUCCUUCCCCUCUGCCAAGGACACUGCAUGGAAUGAGAAAUACCCAGGCAAGUCGGUUGCUCUGGUGAUCACAUUGUUGCCCUGGCAAUGGUUCAGCCAAUGGGAGAGUGGCAAAGUGAAACAUAGGGGAGAUGACUAUGAUCAGCUGAAGCUCAGUAUGGGACGUCACAUGUGGAACCAGCUUGUAGAGUUGUACCCACAGUUAGAGGGCAAGAUGGAAUACAUGGACGUAGGAACCCCGUUGUCAAACAAGUACUACUUGGGUCAGCCUGAAGGUGACAUGUACGGGCUGCACCACAGCAUGGCCAGGUUCCUGCCUGAGGUCUCCAUGGAGCUCAGACCCGAGACAGGCAUACCGGGUCUAUAUCUGACUGGUCAAGACAUCUUAACAUGUGGCUUUAGUGGGGCCAUGCACGCUGGACUUCACGGCUUCAAAAUACUGAAAAGAAACCUGCUCACUGAUAUCCAGGCCUUAUCAAAAGAGAUUCGUGCUCAGAUAGCGGCAAAUAAAAAAGGAGAGUAGUAGCAAAACACUUGCAAAACAGGGUUGUUGUGUUGAUUAACAUUAACAAAAUGAAUGAAAUCAGAAUGAUGAAAUAGAAUUGAUUUAAACAAGUUGUUAGGACAAAAAGACUUCUUGAUUGAACUUGUAUUGCCCAUAGUUUAAGUAUUUAUACUUGCUUCAUACUGUAAUAUAUUUGUAUUGAGAAUAAAGCAUAUUUUAUUUUA
Molecule: messenger RNA, 2191 nt
Organism: Dreissena polymorpha
Lineage: Eukaryota; Metazoa; Mollusca; Bivalvia; Myida; Dreissenidae
Product: all-trans-retinol 13,14-reductase-like
Source: RefSeq, a predicted model, not a curated record